This is a messenger RNA of Exophiala xenobiotica, 1065 nucleotides long. RefSeq lists its product as uncharacterized. Lineage: Eukaryota; Fungi; Ascomycota; Eurotiomycetes; Chaetothyriales; Herpotrichiellaceae. Gene Ontology annotation, cellular component: fungal-type vacuole membrane. Gene Ontology annotation, biological process: mannose metabolic process; oligosaccharide catabolic process. Bases 1 to 1065 code for a protein of 354 amino acids. Gene Ontology annotation, molecular function: alpha-mannosidase activity. The transcript has a single exon. The record is from RefSeq and is a predicted model, not a curated record.
AUGGUGGCUCGAUCGUGGGCCACGCAGGUGGACCUCAUGGACAGGUAUGCAGAACACCGUUUUGCCGCCUCUCAAGCCCAACAGUACAAGUGGUUAAAAGCAGACUAUCCCUCGAUAUAUGAACGGGUCAAACAGAAAAUCAAAUCCGGGCAAUUCAUCCCUGUUGGAGGCUCCUGGGUCGAAAACGACACGAAUUUCCCGUCGGGGGAAUCGCUUUGUCGGCAACUCAUCUAUGGACAGCGCUUCUUCCAGAAGGAAUUUGGCAUCACCUGCAAGACGUUCUGGCUACCUGACACCGUCGGGUACGCACCACAGUUACCGCAACUCCUGAGGCUGGCCGGCAUGCCAUAUUUCUUCACGCAAAAGAUGUCGUGGAACAACAUCAACAAGUUUCCAAACUCGACAUUCAAUUGGGUUGGCUUGGAUAAUACGCAGGUGCUCACUCACAUGGCUCCCACGGAGACCUACAAUGCCCAAGUCGAAGCCGGCGAGCUCCAGAAGAGUGUUAGCAAUCACGGCAACUUGGCAGAGGACAAGCACUCGCUGUUACUUUUUGGCAAUGGCGACGGAGGCGGAGGUCCGCUGGCAGGCAUGCUUGAGCGCCUCAAACGGUUUCAAAGUCUGUCCGAUACGAUCGGUGCUGUUCCGAGGGUGGGCAUCGUCGACACCGUCGAUGAGUUCUUUGAAGGUAUUCAGAACAGAACUCAGGGAGGAAAAGAGCUGGUCACAUGGCAUGGCGAAUUGUACCUGGAGUUCCAUCGAGGCACGUAUACUUCUCAAGCAAGAACAAGAUCGAACAAUCGACGCGCUGAAAUCUUGUUGCGCGAGUUGGAAUAUCUCACCUCAAUGGCGCUCUUCACCAAGAGGCACAGAUACCCAAAGGACACACUAGACUCCAUGUGGGAGGACGUGCUCUUGUGCCAAUUCCACGAUGUCUUGCCAGGGUCUUGUAUCGAAAUGGUCUACGAAGACACCACAGUCAUCUACGACGAGGUGAUGAGGAAAAGGGGCAAAGAUCCGCCAAGACGCACUCGUGGCUCUCAGAACAGACCGCGACGGACUUAG